AAGCUUUUCUGAAUGCCAAUGGCGGUGUCCUCUUCCACUUCUACAUUAUAUACUGCUCAGAAGAGCUUUCCUAUACCAACUCCGAAAGAUGGUUCUGCAUUCCCAAACUCCAUGACCAUCAGGUUUUCACCAAAGCCGCGCAAGUUUUGCCUUAGAAGUUCGAGUAAUGAUGUUUCAGCAGCCGAGACUGCAUCUGCUGCUGAGAAUGAUGAAAGCUCCAUUGAAGUUCCGAAAGAAUCCUCUUCUCUGAUUUCUGCCCUCAAUGUCGAACGAGCUCUUCGUGGCAUACCAAUUACAGAUGUGAAUCACUAUGGCAGGCUCGGACUUCGACGAGGAUGCACAUCCGACCAGAUUGUAGCUGCAUAUAAAACCAAGCUUGACGAGCUAAAGAGCCAGGGAUUAGAGGAGGAUGAGCUGAACAAGAAAUUGGAACCUUUAAAAGAGUCCUUCAUAAUUUUAUCGUCCGCCGAUGAGAAAAGAUUAUAUGAUUGGAGCCUAGGCAGGAGUGCAAAUCCAGACACAUAUCUCUGGCCUUUUGAGGUUGAGACUACCAGAGCAACGCCGGAUACUCCCCCACCAGUAACGGAACCCGAAGACUUCGGUCCGACGAGAUUGGUGGGAUACUUCGGGUUGGGAUGGAUAAUAUUGUCCCUCGUAUUAUCCAUCGCCCUUAAUCGAGGAUAGAUUUAUUCUCUGUUGCAGCUUCACAUUUUCUUUGUACCUCUUGAAACACUUUGUGAAAGUCGGGCUAUGGGACAUGCAUUGUAUUGGUGAAGCAACUAAGUGCAUCAGUUUGGUGCAUUAAAAAGC
This is a messenger RNA of Argentina anserina (silverweed cinquefoil), 810 nucleotides long. Its product is annotated as NAD(P)H-quinone oxidoreductase subunit U, chloroplastic. Gene Ontology annotation, cellular component: chloroplast; chloroplast thylakoid membrane; NAD(P)H dehydrogenase complex (plastoquinone). Lineage: Eukaryota; Viridiplantae; Streptophyta; Magnoliopsida; Rosales; Rosaceae. Bases 13 to 684 code for a protein of 223 amino acids. The transcript is spliced from 5 exons. The record is from RefSeq and is a predicted model, not a curated record.